Messenger RNA from Brassica oleracea var. oleracea, 1061 nucleotides. RefSeq names its product GDT1-like protein 4. Gene Ontology annotation, cellular component: Golgi apparatus. Gene Ontology annotation, biological process: Golgi calcium ion transport; manganese ion transmembrane transport; calcium ion transmembrane transport. The transcript is spliced from 12 exons. The coding region runs from base 157 to 852 and encodes 231 amino acids. The record is from RefSeq and is a predicted model, not a curated record. Lineage: Eukaryota; Viridiplantae; Streptophyta; Magnoliopsida; Brassicales; Brassicaceae. Gene Ontology annotation, molecular function: calcium ion transmembrane transporter activity; manganese ion transmembrane transporter activity.
CACGAUAUUUAUCGUGUCAGGUGGCAAGAUCUCAAGGGCUGAAGAAUCCGAAUCGAAUCAAAUUCACCCCUAAAAGAAAAAUAAAAAGCAUUCAUCUUUUUCACUCCUGUAUCAAUCAGCUGGAAGUUUUCGGAGUUUGAAGCUGAUUCGGAAGCCAUGAGCUCGGUUUUGCAGGGUUUUACCAAGUCACUGGCGAUGACUUUUGUAUCGGAGAUUGGCGACAAGACGUUUUUCGCUGCUGCUAUAUUGGCGAUGCGUUAUCCGAGGAGACUUGUGUUGGCUGGUUGUGUGUCCGCUCUUAUCGUCAUGACUAUCCUCUCUGCUACUGUUGGAUGGGCUGCUCCAAAUUUGAUCUCUCGCAAAUGGACCCAUCACAUAACAACAUUGUUGUUCUUUGGGUUCGGGCUUUGGUCUUUGUCCGACGGUUUUAAACAAGGAGGAGGGGAAUCAGAAGAAUUGGCUGAAGUCGAAGCAGAACUGGAUUCUGAUUUGAAGGCUAAUGGUAAAGCUACAAAAGAUAACAACAACAGUAAGAUUGAAGAUGAAAACAAAAAGCAGAACAGGCCGUUCCUCACACAAUUCUUCUCUCCAAUCUUUCUCAAGGCAUUUUCGAUUAAUUUCUUUGGUGAAUUUGGUGACAAGAGUCAGCUUGCUACAAUUGGUUUAGCCGCAGAUGAAAAUCCGUUUGGGGUGGUCCUUGGCGGAAUUGUCGCACAGCUAUUGUGCACCACUGCUGCUGUGAUUGGAGGAAAGAGCUUAGCUUCUCAAAUAUCCGAACGAAUAGUUGCUCUUUCUGGUGGAAUGCUUUUCAUUAUUUUUGGCAUCCAAUCGUUUCUCACUUCUGUUGAGUGAGGCCUAGUUUUGUUUGUUUGCAAGUAGUGCAGAUGAUGAUGAUGAUAAAGGAGCAUCAGUACGCGAUAGUUUCUUAGAUGAUUUAAUACUUGAUAUUAGAUGUUUUACACAAGUUACUUGCAGAAAACAAAUCUUAUCUACAGUUAAAAGAAAUACAUUUAAACAGGCUUAAACAGCCAUAUGACUUCAAUAAAGUUGGCGUUCCCUUU